AUCACCUUCCUGCAAACACAAUUGUAAAAGGUAUCCCAAGACUAUUCUUCAGGCUGACGGUGAGGCUAAUCAUUUCAGGACAGCGUUAUGAAUGUGGAGCACCAGAUUAGCAUGUCAGUGAUUGAUAAAGAUGGCCUGCAUAACAAGACCAACAAUGCUACAGCGGCUUACACUCCUGCUGGACUGUCCUCUCGUCAUCGUUGCCAUUUUCAUCUCGGGCAUCGGAGGGACAUUUCAGUAUGGAUUUGGAAUUUCUGUCGUGGCGUCUCCUUCCACUUACAUCAAGGAGCUGGUGAACCAAACAUGCAUACGGAGAUACAAUGUCUACAUACAAGAGUGGCAGCUCUCGCUCAUCUGGUCCUUCACUGUGUCCAUUUUUAGCAUUGGGGGCUUGCUGGGCUCGUUACUGGCAGCUCCUUUCCUGGCAAUUGUUGGCAGGAGAAAUUGUCUUUUGUUUAACAAUUUUGUGGCUAUAACGGGAGCUGUGCUGAUGCUCUUGAGCCAAACGGCCACGUCCUUUGAAAUGAUCAUGGUGGGGCGAUUUCUGUCCGGCAUCAAUUCAGGAAUCAGUCUGUCUGCUCACAGCUUGUACCUCACUGAAUGCACCCCAAAGAUGCUGCAAGCGAUGGUGGGCGUGACCAUCGGCACAUUCAUCGGCAUAGGGAAGUUCAGUGGUCAGCUUUUGGGGCUCAGCGAGUUACUUGGCGCAGAGGAUCGAUGGCCCUGGCUGCUCGGCUUCAGUGGCUUCACUGCAAUCUUUCAGCUCGUCACACUCCCGUUUUUGCCGGAAUCUCCCAAAUACCUGCUGCUAAACCGAGUAGACGAGCCGGCGUGCGAGAAAGCUAUGAUGAGGCUUUGGGGAAACAAGGACCACAGCAGGGAGUUGGAGGAGAUGUUGGUGGAGAAAGCUGCCCACCAGAACAUCCAAAGUCACUCUGUGAUGGAGCUGAUUCGGGAAAGAAGCGUUCGCUGGCAGCUGAUGACCAUCAUCGUCACCUUCAUCUCGCUGCAACUUUCAGGCAUCAACGCAGUGUACUUCUAUUCUUAUGAUGUGUUCCGUGCAGCAGGCAUUCACGAAUACCAGCUACGCUAUUCCGCUUUGGGAAUGGGGAUGUGUGAAAUGUUUUCCUAUCUAGUGUGUUUCAUGAUCAUUGACAGGAUAGGAAAGAAAUUGCUCCUCUUCGCAGGAUACGUAGUUGUGGCUAUUACCUUAGUGCUCCUUACCAUUACUAUCUAUCUGCAGCAUCAAAUCUUCUGGGUAUCGUACUGCAGCAUGGUCCUCAUUUUCACCUUCCUCUUCUGUUUUUGUCUGGGGCCAGGCGGAGUAAUUGUUCCCCUUCCGGGUCAAAUUUUCACUCAGGCUUUCAAAGCGAGUGCAAUCACUGUCAGCUGGACCUUGAAUUGGACCGGCAUGUUUGUGGUGGGGAUGAUCUUCCCCAUCUUAGUGGAGCACCUCGAUUCCUUCUGCUUUGUCGUAUUCCUGUUGGUGUGCUUGGUCUCUGCGCUGUUUGUGUACUUCAAUGUGCCCGAGAUGAGCAAUAAAACAGCGUUGGAGAUCGCUGCUGACUUCGACCGGAUGCACAGCAAGUCUGGAAGGUCGAAGGGGGAAAAAACAGAUGAGCAGUCAUGUGAUGUCUUUAAAAGAUAUGAAACCAAAUUUUAGCUUUACUGGUCAAGUUUAAUUGCAAAAUUCAAAUCUCAAACAAGAAGACAAU
This is a messenger RNA of Syngnathoides biaculeatus (alligator pipefish), 1715 nucleotides long. Its product is annotated as solute carrier family 2, facilitated glucose transporter member 9-like. Gene Ontology annotation, molecular function: hexose transmembrane transporter activity. Bases 131 to 1663 code for a protein of 510 amino acids. The record is from RefSeq and is a predicted model, not a curated record. Gene Ontology annotation, cellular component: membrane. Gene Ontology annotation, biological process: monosaccharide transmembrane transport. The transcript is spliced from 13 exons. Lineage: Eukaryota; Metazoa; Chordata; Actinopteri; Syngnathiformes; Syngnathidae.